CUUUGAAACCAGCUCAGCCAAUCACAGCCGGGCGACCGCGCAGCCUUAUUAGCAUACAGUCUGUUCAAAUAGACUCGCUGUCUCUGUCGGAGUCUCACUCUUGUCGGAGACUAGAACCCGGAAAGAUGCCCGAACCAGCCAAGUCCGCGCCCAAGAAGGGCUCCAAGAAAGCCGUGACCAAGACCGCCGGCAAAGGCGGCAAGAAGAGGAGAAAGAGCAGGAAGGAGAGCUACGCCAUCUACGUGUACAAGGUGCUGAAGCAGGUCCACCCCGACACCGGCAUCUCCUCCAAGGCCAUGAGCAUCAUGAACUCGUUCGUCAGCGACAUCUUCGAGCGCAUCGCCGGCGAGGCCUCCCGUCUGGCCCACUACAACAAGCGCUCCACCAUCACCUCCAGGGAGAUCCAGACCGCCGUCCGCCUGCUGCUGCCCGGGGAGCUGGCUAAGCACGCCGUGUCUGAGGGCACCAAGGCCGUCACCAAGUACACCAGCUCCAAGUAGACACUCCUCUACCGCCACCACAACAACACAAAGGCUCUUUUAAGAGCCACCCACUGCUACUCAAAGGGCACACUUCUUAUCAUGAUUCAUUAAUGACUACUUUUCAAUCUUCCCAUUUUUUGAACUGGUAUAUUAAGUUUCUACAAGUGAAGUUUACAUGCUUGAGAUUAUCUUCCUCAAACUGCAGAAACUAAUGUGCAAAUGUUGUUGCUUGUUAAAUAUGUUUAAUUUAAAACCAUAUGCUUUAAAUCUGCUGAACAAAAGUCUGAAAUCUUGAUUUGACUGUUUUACCACGGUCAUUAUUGUUCUAAUGCUUUAUAUUACAGAGAAAACGGGUGUUCACAGACAAGUUGAUCUUAGAUGGAACUUUGAUCAAAUCGCAAGUAAUCUUGAUUUCAUAUAUUCAAACUCUGUUUGUGUUCUGAUAAUUCUGCAUCAUUUGCCUCCAAAAUGUAAUUAGAAACAGAAUAUUUCCAAAACCUGGUGUAUUUGCUUAUUACUGUUCCUAAUAAGUUGGCUUCUGAUCAUAAAGACACCGAUAUUUAUAAAUCUAAAACAGACGUUUAUAAGUGAUGCUCAAUUCAUUAACUGCUUUACAAUUUAGUUGAUUCCAUUCAACGUCGUUGAUUCUACAGACGAAAAGAAAUUAAUGCAUUUACACAGAAAGUUCUUGUGUUUCUUUCAAGGUUUUCUUCUCGUCCAUUAAUCCUGAAACAAACAAGCUGCAGUCGACAGGAAGAUGAGUCUGAUUUAGUUUAUUUCAACUCUUCUGCAUAAUAUUAUCAACAGUUUAACAAACAGGAUUCAUUUGUUAAAAACACAGUGUAACAUUAACAGGACGAGGUUUCACAUGUGAAACACUUAAACCACUUUACACAGAGAAACUUUUGGCUUUUCAGACCAGUUUUGGCAGCAUUGUUCUGGGACGGAGGGAAACCAACGACUCCACGACUGGGUGGACAUGAACGUCAGGCUGAAUUCAAUCAAAAACAUGCAUCAAAAAAGAACUUACACUUUGUAGAAUCGCCUACAAACACAUGAUUUAUUUAUUUAUUCUUUUUUUUUUUUU
Messenger RNA from Mugil cephalus (flathead mullet), 1569 nucleotides. RefSeq names its product histone H2B. Gene Ontology annotation, molecular function: DNA binding; protein heterodimerization activity; structural constituent of chromatin. Bases 126 to 500 code for a protein of 124 amino acids. The record is from RefSeq and is a predicted model, not a curated record. The transcript has a single exon. Gene Ontology annotation, cellular component: nucleosome. NCBI's taxonomy places the organism in Eukaryota, Metazoa, Chordata, Actinopteri, Mugiliformes, Mugilidae.